CACAGAAGAAGAAGUUUCUAAUGACCGCGAGACUCUGUGAGAUCGAGAUUUAGCAGUGCUCCGUUUGUUAGUUGAGCAGAACCCAGAGUUGGCAGCGACAACACGUAGAAAACCGCCGGAUUUACCACAGAGACGCGAUGGAAAGGGAGAACCCGGACCCGGACCUCAUCCUCUACAAGACCGAGAUGAAGGAGGAGAACCAGGACCCGGAUUACAUCUUCUAUAAGAGCGAGAUUAAGGAGGAGGAGAACCCGGAUCCGGAUUUCAUCUUCUAUAAGAGCGAGAUUAAGGAGGAGGAGAACCUGGACCCGGAUUUCAUCGUUUACAAGACCGAGAUGAAGGAGGAGAACCAGGACCCGGACCACCAGAGCAGCGAUCCCGCCGUACAGAACAACGCAGACUCACCUUCUGGCCCCAGCGACCAUCAGAACCCAGAGUCAGCAGAGGACGACAUGUGGAGAUCCGCUGGAUUUCACCACAAAAGCCCGAUGGAGGGGGAGAAUCCGGACCUGAGUUUCAUCGACUGCAAGAGCGAGAUUAAGGAGGAGAACCAGGACUCGGAUUUCACUGAUGACAAGAGCGAGAUGGAAGAGGAGAACCAGGACCCGGACAAACGGAGUAGCGAUCCCCCCAUAAAGAACAAAGUGGACUCAUCUUCAGUCCCCGGUGAUCAACAGAAACAGAGAAGAAGAAUGACACACAAACGUCACCGCUGUGACCAAUGUGGGCAAGCUUUUACUAUGCCGUGUUCCCUAAGAAUCCACCAACGUAUUCACACUGGAGAGAAACCGUACAGCUGCGAACAGUGUGGGGCGGCCUUUGCUCAGUUGGGGACUCUACAAAGGCAUCAACGUAUUCAUUCUGGAGAAAAACCGUAUUGGUGUGAGCAGUGUGGGGCAGCUUUCAUUCAGCUGGGGACUCUGCAAAUGCAUCAACUGAUUCACACGGGAGAAAAACCGUAUAGCUGUAAUCAGUGUGGAAAAGCCUUUACUCGUUCCAAUCACCUGAAAGCCCACCAGCGUGUUCACACUGGAGAGAAACCGUAUUGGUGUGAACAGUGUGGGGCAGCGUUCACAGUCUUGGGGAACCUACAGCGUCAUCAGCAUAUUCAUUCUGGAGAGAAACCCUUCAUCUGUGACCAAUGUGGGGCCGCCUUCACCCAGUCGUGCCAUCUACAGAGGCAUCAGCGUGUUCACUCAGGAGGGACGCCCUUCAGCUGUGACCAAUGUGGAAAAGCUUUUACUCGUUCAAGUCACCUAAAAACCCACCAGCGUGUUCACACUGGAGAGAGGCUGUAUUGGUGUGAACAGUGUGAGGCAGUGUUCACUCAGAUGUGGAAUCUACAGCGCCACCAUCGUGUUCACUCUGGAGAGAAACCGUACAGCUGUGACCAAUGUGGAAAAGCUUUUGCUUAUGCAAGUAACCUAAAAACUCAUCAACGUGUUCACGUUAGAGACACUGGGAGAAAGCUUUCAUUACAAAAGGCCCAUCGGUGCCUCACAAUGGGGCGAAUCUGUCAAUCUGGGACCACUGACAGAGUUUGCCAACGUCAAGUAGUCUAAAAACCUGCCACUGCACGUUACAGCUGUGAACAGGCUGCCGUCAGAGAGAGGACUGAUGAAUCCUCCAGACAGAGAAACGCGUAGUGGUAGAAGAAGCUGUACGAGGCUCUAUAAGUUCAUCUUACCAUGAUGAGCCAAAGCCCAGCGACCACCUACCUAACAGCUGGUUGUUCACCUGCCGCCAACUACGUCAUCUGACCGUAACAAUCUGGUCUUUACAUCUGCACGUUUCUCCCACAUCCAACACUUUGACAAGAAGCGACUAUUUCCUGAUGUAUCCCAGACCUUGACAUGAUCUGUUGUUACAAGAUAGUCAGCGUUCAUGGGAGAGUGCUCGUAAUGUUAUGUUUUAUUGGUAAAACUGAUUUGAAACAUAACUCUUAAAAAGUACUGUUCCUUUGAUGGUAAUAGUAAAAAUUAGCUAUUUUUUAAAUGUCACUGUUCUGCUUAAUACAGCCUGAAUGAGACUGAAGUAAUUCAUGACCGAGAAAUGGAAAGUGGCCUAUGUGGCUCCAGGUCCAUGUAGGCUGAUGAUCAAAUUGACAUUUCAAGCCACAUAACAACCCACCAGCGUGUUCACACGGGAGACGAUCUGUAAUGCGACCAUUGAUGGGGUUUGUCUGCAUCAGGUAGUCUGAAAAUACACAGCUGUGCAUGUUAUAAACGCAGCAUCUACAGUGGUCCAAGGCAGUAUGAAAAGGGAAACGUUUUGAUUGGUGGGUUUUCUAGACAAUUGUUGUGGUGAACUGUUGGACAUAGGUUUAAGAAAAAUACUUCACAUUUGUAUUAUUUACUGUUUCAUCAUGUUGGAAGACUUAGUCGCUUAUUUGAAUGAUAAACAGUGUAUUUUAGAUUCGGUUAUUCUUCUGUAGGACUGUACCAGUAUUGGCAUAAGAUGUUGCUCUUUAGUCAUGUACAUACAGAUGAAAAUGAUUUAAGUUCAGUAAUAUCACUGAGCAGCUAGUUGGGUGGAGGAGGACAAGUUUCAGUCAGGUGUGGUGGAAAAACUUUGUCAUGUUCUUCAGCCAAUCACCUGAAGCACUGGAGUCUGGUGAUAAAGUGACGAUGUUUGACAAAGUGAGCUGCGACCAUGAGCAGCCGAACUCAAACUCAGGAAGCUCAUGUUUUUAUGGCGUUCCUUACUGCUCCUCCCUAUGUGGAGCGACCGAACCAGCACGUUCCUUUGUUCCUUUUCAUCUGCCUUGAAACCACCAUACAUAACUGUCAAAAGGUUGGACGUUUCCGGCUCUUUCCAGAACAUACUGGUGCUAGGCAAGUACCAGCCAUUGUCAAAACCUGGACCUUUUCUAGGGACUUCUCCCAAAAUCUAAUAGUGUCGGGAUCCAAUAGGCUCAACAGCCCAGUGGUGAAGCUGGGAACAGCACCACUGUGCUCUGGAACUUAAAGCAAACAGCCAUAUUCUGAAUGACUGAAUGCACAUUAAGAAAAGCUGAAAAUGUUCCUUUAGAGACUUAGUUCAGUUUUAGGUGACGGCAGUUUACAGAGACAUCGAUGGAGUCACAGUGGAGAGAAACCGUACAGAUGUAAAGAAUGUGGGAAAACGUUUCCCAGUUCAAGCUGGUAGGAAAUAAUUCUGUUAAUACAAGUUAGUUAAAAUCUCGUUGACGUAUUCACGGUGGAGAGAAACCGUAUUGGCACAAAUAAUGUGGAAAAGCUUUUACUACUUCAUUUUUCCUUAAAACCCAUCAUUCGCUCUGGAGAGAGAGACUCUACAGCUGUGACCAAAGUGGACAAGAAUUUACUGGUUCAAGUCACUAAACAGCCAUCGCUGUGUUCACUUUGGAGACACUGGUAGUGCUGGGCAGCGUGCCAGUUCAUCCAUCUUCAUAUACCACCAUACUGUAACAGAGCUGAACAGAUGUUAUGCUUCAGUGAGCAGGUGUCUUUGUACACUUUGGGUUUUUUUGACAGAAUAUACUGAGGGGAGGUUUUGGACACCAGCAGCUUCCUGUUUUGUUUUAUUUAAUUACAAUAGUAAAGUAAACAGAAAAAACAAACUAAGGUCGUUGCAAUUUUAUCAUAAUGGUCAUUUUUAUGGUAGAA
Molecule: messenger RNA, 3626 nt
Organism: Monopterus albus (swamp eel)
Lineage: Eukaryota; Metazoa; Chordata; Actinopteri; Synbranchiformes; Synbranchidae
Product: zinc finger protein 501-like
Exons: 4
Coding region: 138-1562 (474 amino acids)
Biological process (GO): regulation of cytokine production; negative regulation of transcription by RNA polymerase II; regulation of immune system process
Cellular component (GO): nucleoplasm
Molecular function (GO): DNA-binding transcription repressor activity, RNA polymerase II-specific; RNA polymerase II cis-regulatory region sequence-specific DNA binding
Source: RefSeq, a predicted model, not a curated record